Messenger RNA from Zea mays, 1683 nucleotides. RefSeq lists its product as uncharacterized. NCBI's taxonomy places the organism in Eukaryota, Viridiplantae, Streptophyta, Magnoliopsida, Poales, Poaceae. The record is from RefSeq and is a predicted model, not a curated record. The coding region runs from base 186 to 1622 and encodes 478 amino acids. Gene Ontology annotation, molecular function: nucleic acid binding. The transcript has 3 exons.
UCUUGACUCACGCGAGACCAUUUUGCAUGCGCGGGUACACCAUUUUGCAUGCAAAUGCAUGGCGGGGCGCGGCAAAAUUCUGUUUGGCGCUACUUUUUUCUCUCUGGCGCAUUUCUUUUCUUGCUCCCGCUACUUUUUUCACUGUUUUGCUGGCUAUAUAGCCUCACUUGUUGCGCACAAACGAAAUGUUUUCAUUUGAACUCCUACAGAAAGCAAUGGCGUUGUUUGACCUGAAUAUACAACAACCUUUUGUGACAGAUUUAGGUUUUGAUAUGAACCAAGAACCAGUUCAUAUGUUUGACCUGAAUGUGGCAGCACCAGUUGAGAGUGUUCAGCGGAAAGAUGCUUCCGAAGUUGUUUUAAAUCAAGUAUUCCAGGAACUGCUGCGAAGAAGUAAGAAUGGAGUGCUACCAAGGAAUGCUACUAGCGAAGUUGCCGUAAUGUAUAAUCUUGGAAUUCGAACUGUACAACGAUGUUGGGCUGAAGGUAAACUCUCACUUGAUCUUGGUAUUAUGGUUAGUUUUGCUAGUAAAAAGAGAGGUAAAUGUGGUCGUAAGCCAAGUCCAGUAAACUAUGAGCGAUUGCGCAAUGUUCCUCUUAAGGAAAGAACCACUCUUGAAGAUUCAGCUAAAGUACUUGGUGUUUGCAAGAGAACACUUUUGAAACACGUGAAACAAGGGAAAGUUAGAAGGCACACGAGUAGUAUCAAACCGCAUCUUACCGAUGAAAACAAGAAGUCUAGGCUACAGUGGUGUGUUGACAUGCUUGAGCAUGAGACUUUGCAUGACAAUCCAAGGUUUAAGAGUAUUUUUGACCAUGUUUUCAUUGAUGAGAAGUGGUUCUUCAUUACUCGAAAAUCUGAGAGGUAUUAUUUGUUGCCCGAUGAGGAUGAGCCUUAUCGUACUUGUCGGAGUAAGAACAACAUCCCGAAGCUCAUGUUCUUAUGUGCCACCGCUCGUCCAAGAUUUGAGAAUGGAAUUUGCACGUUCGAUGGGAAGAUUGGAUGCUUCCCUUUAGUUACUUUUGAACGUGCAAAAAGGAGUAGUAUUAAUCGUCCAGCUGGAACAAUGGAAGUGAAACCCAUCACUUCGAUAAAGAGAGAUGUCGUUAGAGAGUUCAUGAUACAAAAGGUACUUCCAUCUAUUAAAGCUAAGUGGCCACGUGAAGAUGUCAACAAACCAAUUUAUAUUCAACAAGACAACGCGCCAUCUCAUAUUGAAGUUAACGAUCCAAUGUUUUGUGAAGCUGCACAACAAGAUGGUUUCGACAUUCGUCUCACUUGUCAACCGGCGAAUUCCCCAGAUUUUAAUAUAUUAGACUUGGGGUUUUUUCGUGCCAUACAAUCAAUUCAAUACAAGAAAUCAGCAAAAACAGUUCAAGAUCUAAUUCCAGUUGUGCAAGAGGCUUUCCAUGAAUAUCCUCCAUGCAAGGCAAACAGAAUGUACUUAACACUUCAUCAAGUUUUGAAAGAAACGAUGAAAGUUCAUGGAUCCAAUAAGUAUAAUCUUCCUCACAUGAAGAAGGGAACACUUGAAAGACAAGGAUCACUACCGGUACAAGUUCAUUGUGAAAGAUCAUUGGUAUACGAAGCCAUGCAAAAGCUUGCUACAUGGAACAUUUAGGAAUAGUGAUAGUAGAAUUUAGUUCACCGAAUGUAAUCUCCAUCAGUUUAUUUUUGCUGCA